Messenger RNA from Fimicolochytrium jonesii, 1188 nucleotides. RefSeq lists its product as uncharacterized. Gene Ontology annotation, cellular component: cytoplasm. Gene Ontology annotation, molecular function: zinc ion binding. The transcript is spliced from 7 exons. The coding region runs from base 83 to 970 and encodes 295 amino acids. NCBI's taxonomy places the organism in Eukaryota, Fungi, Chytridiomycota, Chytridiomycetes, Spizellomycetales, Powellomycetaceae. The record is from RefSeq and is a predicted model, not a curated record.
GUCUCUCCGCCCUCUCUCUCUGGCUCCAGCACCUCCCUCAACUCCCCCCUGACUCCCAGCCAUAUGAUAUGCAUCUGCAACAAUGGAGCUAUCAACCAUAGGCCUCCAGUGCUCCGCUCAACUCUGCAACAGGCUAGACUUCCUUCCGUUCAAAUGUAGCGCUUGUCUGUUCGUCUUCUGUCUGGAGCAUAGGACGCCCUCGUCGCAUGCAUGCGCCAAAUGGACCGAGAAGGACAAACACCUCCCCGUCUGCCCUCUCUGCUCAAACAUCCUGUCCUCCACCCCCGGUGUAUCCGACACCGAUAUCUUGAACGCCCACCAAUCAUCAAAAUGCACCACGCACAUCACACCCACGAAACCGUCCGAGAAGAUCACAUGUGGGAUGCAUGGAUGUGGGAAGAGGGAGUUGUGGGGGGUCAAAUGUCGGAAAUGCAGCCAUGCUUUUUGUUUACAACAUAGACACCCCUCCGCACACGCAUGCACAGUCCUCGCCCGCGAACUGACCGUGAAGAAGGAAAAGGACGACGCGUUGGCGGGCGUGACGGGGACGAAGCGGACGGGGGGGACGAAAGUAGGGGGGGCGUCGGAUGCAUCGGGCAAGAAAACGAAAUUGAGCCCGGCUGUCGAGUUGAUGAGGCUCAAGAUGCACGCCAAGGGCGACGCAUCCAUCCCCGUCCCAUCCCGCACAUACCUGUCGAUCACAUCCACAACCGAGCCCGCCCUCUCCACCCCGACACCCAUGUUCUUUCAUAAAGACUGGACGGUUGGGCGGUGUGUGGAUUAUAUCGCCAGCGCACUCAAGAUUACCAACGUCAACAAUACCGGGAAUAGAGAGAGUUUGCUUGCGCUCUAUGACGCGGAGGGGCGGAGGCUGGGGAUGGGGGAGAGUGUGGGGACGGUGGGAAGUGGGAGGGGGGUGAGGUUGGAGAGGGGGGUGAUGGAGAGUGUUGAUGUCGAGACAACACCGUGAGAGAAUCACUCCAUCGAAUGUACUGUACGUGAAGUGUGAGCGAAACUUUGUGUACAAGUUGCCAUCAUCGGCGACGCCUCAGGCAGAGGUACAAUGAUGUGGAUGGCAGAUAACCACCACGGAAAAUAGUAUGGGGUGAAAAUUCUAGACUACCGGUUACGGGAGAAUGCGUCUGGUCUGUGGCCAUUGCCAAGCACCACCGAGCGCACAAUCAAGAG